AUGUACUACAAGGCCUUGGAGAUGUUGGUCGCCGUUGUGGUGACCCUGAUGAGCAUUCGGGGUGUUGCUACUCAAACUUCGAAUGUCACUUGCGCGAGUUCUUUCGGUUGGGCGAAUAACUCGCUCAAUCAGACUCCUUGUACUGUCGCUUCUUAUUUGGAAGGAGUCUGCAACGGUGGAGAAUGGGAUAUUCCUGCUUUACCACCCAAUGAGCACUAUCUCGCCCCAUCCUUGAGCGAUGCCAAUAAUUGUCAAUGCAACUCUGUGGUUUACUCACUGAUCAGCGCCUGCGCAGCCUGUCAGAACCAGCUAUGGGUCUCCUGGGACACCUGGAGUACCAACUGCAGCGGCUAUGUUUACUUCAUGACGUAUCCGAAUAAUAUUCCCCAGGAAACUGUCGUCCCUGCAUGGGCAUAUCUGAAUGUCACUGCUGUUGGGGCUGGUACAUUCAGUAUCAACGCCUCAAUGCAGGAUUCAUCUGCUCCUGCAUCCUCAGCGACUUCGUCGCAGUCGACGCUUGGUCCAAUCUCCAAUCCCACGAACAUACCGUUAAGUUCUUCCAAGUCCUCAAGCUCCAAUACAGGCGCUAUCGCAGGUGGAGUGGUCGGAGGUGUAGUUGGCUUGGCCAUAAUAGUUGCAGGUGCCGUGUGGUUCAUGCGCCGUCGUGCCCGGAGCGCCGAUCGUUAUCUCCGUGAAAAACCAUCGUUUGAUUCUUCUCCCAUUGGACAAACCAUAUCUCCCUACAAUUUCAACGAGCCAGUACAAGGGUCUACUCAGGCCCUUCCAAAAGUUUACGAUCCCGACGACCCCAGCACGUUUCCUCAUUCGCCUGGUCCUUCGAUGACCUACACUACUAGUCCUUCUGGUUUGUUGGUGUCCUCUCCAAGAUCUCCACUCGACUUCCAAGCUAUGCGGCGUCCUGGUAAUUAUACCGGUGCCCCCGAAAUCUAA
Messenger RNA from Serpula lacrymans var. lacrymans S7.9, 951 nucleotides. RefSeq lists its product as uncharacterized. Lineage: Eukaryota; Fungi; Basidiomycota; Agaricomycetes; Boletales; Serpulaceae. The transcript has 8 exons. The coding region runs from base 1 to 951 and encodes 316 amino acids. The record is from RefSeq and is a predicted model, not a curated record.